AACUGACUCAUAGGUUUUCAUGUGCUACUUUCAUUUCAGCUUAGCAGUCCUGAGAGCAGCUUGACACCACCACUGUCCACUAACUUGCAUCUUGAAAGUGAGUUGGAAGCCUUAGGAAGUCUGGAAAAUCAUGUAAAAACUGAGCCAGGAGACUUGAGUGAAAGCUGCAAGCAGUCUGGGCAUGGCCUUCUCAAUGGAAAAUCCCCAAUGCGGAGUCUAAUGCACCGAUCAGCCAGAACUGGAGGAGAAGGCAGCAAUAAGGAUGAUGAUCCGAAUGAAGACUGGUGUGCUGUAUGCCAAAACGGAGGAGAUCUGUUAUGUUGUGAAAAGUGCCCCAAAGUGUUUCAUCUGACUUGUCAUGUUCCAACACUCCUCAGCUUUCCGAGUGGAGAUUGGAUAUGUACAUUCUGCAGAGAUCUAAGCAAACCAGAAGUAGAAUAUGAUUGUGACAACUUGCAACACAGCAAGAAAGGGAAAACAGCACAAGGCCUGAGUCCUGUGGACCAAAGGAAAUGUGAACGUCUCCUGCUUUACCUGUAUUGUCAUGAGCUGAGCAUUGAAUUUCAAGAGCCAGUCCCAGCCUCGAUACCAAACUACUACAAAAUAAUAAAGAAGCCAAUGGAUUUAUCUACAGUGAAAAAGAAACUGCAAAAGAAGCAUUCUCAGCAUUACCAAACUCCCGAGGACUUUGUGGCUGAUGUCAGGUUGAUCUUCAAGAACUGUGAAAGGUUUAAUGAAAUGAUGAAAGUUGUUCAAGUUUAUGCAGAAACACAAGAGAUUAAUUUGAAGGCUGAUUCAGAAGUAGCACAGGCAGGGAAGGCAGUUGCAUUAUACUUUGAAGAUAAACUUACAGAGAUCUACCCAGACAGGACCUUCCAGCCUUUGCCUGAAUUUGAGCAGGAAGAGGAUGAUGGUGAAAUAACUGAGGACUCCGAUGAAGAUUUUAUACAGCCACGUAGGAAACGCCUAAAAUCAGAUGAGAGACCAGUGCAUAUAAAGUAAUCUAAUUAUAUGGACCUUAAAUUUAUUGUAAAAACUGUUAUUUAAGUGUUCCUGGAAUAUUACCAUGCCUAUGGUGGCCGUCUUGAAGAAGCUGAUAGCUUUUUAAACAGUAUUAGAGUACAAAAAACACUUGUACAGAAAGGUAUUCUCAUCAGAAGGGGAAAAACUGUAUUGUAAAUUUUUGAUGGAUAUUUUUUUUUUUUCCCCUUGGUUAUUUACUAUUUCCUUUCUUUUCCUGAUGGAGGGGACACACUCAUCCUGGUCUCAGAUAGAGGUGGAUGAAUGUUGAAGAGAAGCAGAUUUGAAAAGAGUUGUUCCAUGUACAGAUGAGACUGCUUAGUAAAAUGUUGUGCAGGACUGGACCAAUACAGUUGCUAUGUGUUACUUUCAUGCUGGACUAUCAUGUAAAACUGUAAGCAAUUUUCCCCAAAUCCCCUCUUUGUGUGAACUUAAAUGUGUGUUGGGUCAUUGCUUUCAUCAUCUCAUUUAAAUGCUGUUGUGAAUAACUGAUCUUCCGUGUUGAUCCAGUUACCUGAAUUUGACUUUCUUUACUACAUUUUGUGUACAGCAAAAGAAAAAAAAAAAACAAAAAAACAACAACAUCAUUAAACUGUUCUGAAUUGGCAACUGUAGGAGUGUGAGUUCUUGACAGAUUGAGACUAAACUGGUUGCAGAGAUUGCUUUUCAGUAGGGCGAGGUGUGUUUGUUACAAAUCCUGUACUCAUGGCACAAACCCUUGAGUUGUAUCAUCUAUCCUUGGUCCCCCUAAUGAGGCAGAAUGUUAUCUUCAGCAUUUGUUAUCUCAUUUUCUGUACUUAAAGAGGUAAUAACUGGUUGGGGUGUUUUUCCAGUCUUCCUAAAUAUCAGUUUCUAAUAGACUGCUCGGCAAACAAUAAUCUGUUAAUUACCAAAUGUGUAAAAUUUCCUGUAUUCACUUUGUCUUACUUGUAAAUAGUAAACUGAGAUUUCUUGCAGAUCAGCAACAUUUGCUGACCUGUUUUUAAGCUAAUAUGUAUUCUUAUGAAUUGUUCCUAUCAAGAAAAGAUUUGUAAUAUAUGCUGUCUAUUUCUAACAUUGCAUUCAUUUUGAGAUUAUAUCUUACUUUUAUUAAGAGUGCUACUCAGAACUUUCUUCAGAAGCAGCUUGUGAGUGAAAUGGUCUGGAAAGAUUGGAAUAAACUCGUUGAGACUGGGUUGCUUGCACAGGCCAGGACUUGGCACUGAAUGGUUUCUGGUCAAAUACUGAAAAGAGGUCAACUUCUCAAUUCCACUUGUGCAGUGCCUACCCAUUGCACACUGUGUUCAUUCUAGCAUUUCAGGUUAGAAAUGAGGUCAUCCCAAAGUAAUUACAGUUUGAACAGUUGCUUUGCUAACACGGAAAUCAAUACUAGAACCGAGAAAUGUAAUUUCUGGCCUUCCUAUAGAUCUUGUUAAAAGUUAAAAUGAAGAAAUUCCGUAGUCAGAUGAGGUCAAGAUGACAGACUAUAAAUUCGCCAUACGAUUUUGUGUGAAUACAGCAAUUCUGUGAUAUAUUACUGGGGUUUUAAUAUAUUAAGCAUGGGCAACUCCUGUGAACUGUUCGUUGUAUGUACUUUACUAUAACAAUGGUAAAGAUCAGUAUUUCUAGCACAGUGUAUCAGGUUGAGAUACGUUCUCAGAAGUGCUUAUGCAAAAUCAAUUGAGAUUUUAUUUCUUUUUAUAGCGGCCAAGCAGGUGCACGUUGUGACUGUACCUCUCACCAUAAGCAAGGAGACUGAAGGUAUUUGUAACUUCGAGCUCACAUCUUUGGAUUAUAUGAACAGUACCACCAAGACAAACUGAUUUUUCUCCAUUUUUUUCAGACCUCCAUAUAGUGUCAGCUUCAAUCUAGUUUUUACCAGUUUGUAUGCAGAAGUUAAAGUUAUCCUCCUCAAAUGUGUAUUAUAUUGACUUAUAGCCCAUAGCAGAGGAUGAGAUGUGUGAAUAGGACACCGAUGGUAACAAGGCAUCAUUAAUGGCUGUGUAUUGCCUAUUUAUGCGUUUCUAGUUUCUCAUUUUCAUUUUGCAAAAGAAUAUUAUUAAAAUUAUAAUGAAAAUAAGAUUUUUUUGUGAAUUCUCUUCAAUUGGGGUCACUGUUUUUAGGUACUGUUUUACUGUUUAAGCGCUCUAGGUUCUGUACCUUCAGGCCUCAGCUUUGUCACCAUUCACUUUGUGAAGCACCGGUCCUUGGCUGCAGAUUCCUAUUGCCUGAACUGGAGCACGGAACAAAUGGUUUGUCCCAUCCACUGAGUGGGAGAAGGACCCCAGUAGGAAGCUGUGGUGCAGGGCUAAGGUGUACCCUGGCUGCUGCAGAGGGGGUAACAUCUCUUCCUGCCAGUUACCAGACUCCAGAGCGGAUGUGACUGUGUUUUAAAACAGCCACUCUGACAGAUUUUCUGCUUUCUCAGAGAGUGAACCAAACUUUGUAGUCUUGCCAGUUAGUUUGUAUUCCACUAGUUCAUCUGCAAACCACGUGUGAUGCUAAACUCUGAUCUUGCACAUGGAACCCAGUGAGCAUCCAGAGUCGGCCCUCCUAUUCAGCUCAUCAGUCCUCAGUGGUGUGAUGUGGAACUUUGCAAAAAGUCUUAAGCAUUUAUUUAAUACAAAGAAACAAAGGGACACUCUGAAUUCCAAGUACAGAAAUGCAGGGGUUGUUUUGAAAUCAGCUAAAUUGCAUCUGAAAAUACUCAAAGGGAUCGAUGGGCUCUGCUGAUGCAGUUCUUACUGUGUAGUCUGUAGGUGUUUAUCCUGGAGCUGGUCAGGGUUUGCUCAGUCGAAGCGAUGUUGUGUUGCCCCACUGGAUGCAACUCAUUCAAGAGGAAAUGGAUGGGUUUUUGUGUUCCUCUGAGCAUCUCUGUGCCAGGUUCCAUGAGUGCAAUAUGGGCAAGUGGCAGUUUGUUAGUCUGGGAAACAGAGCAUCAAUUACUGCAGAUAAAAGCUGCUGUGGGUGCACUCCUGGCCUGCUGUGCUAUGUGUGAUAGCAAGGAGGUGGUCCAGCAUCCAGGGUAACUGUGCUCUCAUUGAAGACAUUUCUGUAGAAAGACCAUUAGUGUCUUAAUUUGUGUUGUAAAUGACCCUGAAGUUUCAGUUAAUCCAAAGAAGUAAAAGGCAACUUGCUUUUGAAAUAGGGAUGACAAGUGUACAGUAUGCUACGUGUGGAUCUCUCAAUUACCUCAGCAGGUAUCCUGCCUCGUAAUUACUAGUGAUUAGUGCUAAUUUAACCAGCUAUGUAGGUUCAGGUCUUUUAUGUGACUGCCCUGGAGCCCAGAGGUCCACACUUACACCGAGGCUGAGUUACUAUCCAAAAAA
Messenger RNA from Meleagris gallopavo (turkey), 4328 nucleotides. The record is from RefSeq and is a predicted model, not a curated record. Lineage: Eukaryota; Metazoa; Chordata; Aves; Galliformes; Phasianidae.